Molecule: messenger RNA, 9613 nt
Organism: Hemicordylus capensis (graceful crag lizard)
Lineage: Eukaryota; Metazoa; Chordata; Lepidosauria; Squamata; Cordylidae
Gene: COLEC10
Product: collectin subfamily member 10
Exons: 6
Coding region: 108-929 (273 amino acids)
Source: RefSeq, a predicted model, not a curated record
UCUUCCGUUUAGCUGGUUCUCUGGAGUUAUAUGGGAAAUCUUAUUUUAGCGAUUAUUAAGGCUGAAACAACGAAGGGCAUUUCCUGUGCAGCUGAAGAGCGGGCAGCAUGAAGAAGCUACGCUGGAGACAUGAAAGCUUUUUACUGCUUUUUCUUUUCCAAGGUCAGAUUUUUAGUUUAGAAGAUGACAACCGGCCAGCGACAGAGAUCUGCUCGACACACACCAUUUUGCCUGGACCCAAAGGAGAUGAUGGCGAGAAGGGAGACCAAGGAGAAAUGGGGAAACAAGGAAAAGUUGGCCCUGCAGGACCCCAAGGAGACAAAGGAGCAGCAGGAGAUAUUGGUGACCAAGGAAUGAUGGGUAAAAUUGGACCAAUUGGUAGAAAAGGUGACAAAGGAUGGAAGGGUUCGUCUGGUGUAUCAGGAGGAAAGGGCAAAGCAGGUGCUGUCUGUGACUGUGGGAAGUAUCGUAAAGUUGUUGGACAACUGGAUAUUAAUGUUGCUCGACUCAAGUCUUCCAUUACGUUUGUAAAAAAUGUGUUAGCAGGAAUCAGGGAAACAGAAGAAAAAUAUUAUUAUAUUGUGCAGGAAGAAAAGAGCUACCGGGAAGCUCUCACUCACUGCAGGAUUCGAGACGGAAUUCUCGCGAUGCCAAAGGAUGACGCUGCCAACGCAGUGAUCUCUGACUAUGUCUCCAAGAGUGGCCUCUUCCGAGUCUUUAUUGGGAUAAGCGACAUGGAGAAGGAAGGCCAAUUCGUAUAUGCUGACCGUACACCUUUGCAGAACUACAGCAACUGGAAGGAAGGGGAGCCACAGGACACCAAUGGGCAGGAAGACUGUGUGGAAAUGCUCAGCACUGGGAAAUGGAAUGAUGCAGAAUGUCAUGUUGCUAUGUUCUUUGUCUGCGAAUUCCCAAAGAAGAGAAAGUAGGUGCCAGCUGGCACCCUUGGGGCAUUCUCUUUUGAUCAGCUAUAGAGAAAAGUCCAGAAGAAGAACUUGGUUCCAGUGUAAGGACAUUGCUCUAACAUUACUGUAUUUACCUGAAUCCAAGACUAGGUUUUUUCCCCAAGUUUUUUCAAUAACUUUUUAUUCGAUUUUUCCACAACUUAAGACACACACACGCACACACAAAAAGAGAAAAAGAAAGAAAGAAAAAGAAAGAAAGAAAAAGAAAGAAAGAGGACUUCCAUUUCAUCAUUAGAACAAGUAUCAGUUACAAUACCCAAGUCUUGCCUGCCAAGUUUUUUGAUAUUAUCAGGAGGUCAUCUUACAUUCAGAGUCCUGUUCCUUUUGUGUAAAUGAAAGUAUAAGUGUAUUUGACCUCUGCUUUUUAAGGGGAUUGUCUUAAAUUCAGUCAUCUUUGUUUCAGGUGAAUACAGGUAUAAUUCAAUGCUACCAUCUUAAACUACAGAACCCCCAACUGGUUUAAGAGUACAGUUUAAGGCAGAGAUUUGCUCCUUCUGCUACUGUAAGUCCCUAUGUUGGGUGGGUCUGUCUGCACCAUCUUCUUCAAGCUUCAAGUCCUCACUGUUAUCUCUUCCUUUUGCAUCUCUCCUCCCAUCUCUUGGCUUCCUCCACUUUGCACAAGCUCAUCUAGCUGUGUGCAGGCCUGGUGAUAGGCAGCCCAUUGGCAAAUGUGAAGGGAGCCAUGAGAGUCAGAAUCACACGUGAAUCGAGAGAGGGCUCCUGCAGUGUGGACGUGACUUUAUAUGUCAGCAACCUUUACAAUAUUAAUUUUUUGACAGCCCAGUCCUCCUAACCAGGUUUACUUGGAGGUUUGCCCUCUGAGUCCGAUGGAGCCUGGACCUCGUAUACCAGGCAUGCACAACAUAAGGCCCAUGGGCUGGAUUCGGCCCACAAGGACUAUUUUACUGGUCCCCAGGUAUCCUGCAGCAACACAGGAGCUGGAAAUUGCUUCAUAGAGCCAUCCUGUGCAUGCUGUCUCAGAAUUAUGCUCCAUGGUGUGCCCAGUGGUGGCGCAGUGGUAAAACUGCCGCCCUGUAACCAGAAGGUUACAAGUUCGAUCCUGACCAGGGGCUCAAGGUUGACUCAGCCUUCCAUCCUUCCGAGGUCGGUAAAAUGAGUACCCAGAAUGUUGGGGGCAAUAUGCUAAAUCAUUGUAAACCGCUUAGAGAGCUUCGGCUAUAGAGCGGUAUAUAAAUGUAAGUGCUAUUGCUAUUGCAGUGAGGCUUACUCCCAUGUAAGCAUGCCUAGCAUUGCAGCCUGAAAGCAACAACAAAUUUACAACUCAUGCAAAAGAAUCUGGGAGUCAAAUGUUGAAGCAGAAGAAUAGACUGGUCCAUGUGGAGGUAACAUUUUUGAACAUCUGCCUAUAUGAAAAAGAAAUGCAAAAAGAAACCAGCAAAGCAUGUAAAGGUCUAUGCUAGAACACUUUUUAUCUCAUGUGCUAGUAUUCUACAUGCAUGGAAGUUUAAAAACCAAACCAAACAUGGGACAGCAUUCAGAAGUUAUAUCCUUCACCUGCAGCCUGAAGUAGUACAGUCCCUUCUACCAGCUCGUGGGGGUGGGGGUGGGGGCUUCUGCAAAGCCAGCCUUGCUUCCUAGGAGGCAUGUUUGGGGACACAGCCUUACUCUGGUGGUCUGAUGUCAGUGUGAUCAUUUCUAUGGCUUCAGCCUGCGUACCAUAUGCUAUCUAAUGUCCUGCAUCACAGGAUUAUUGUGUGGGCAAAACAGAGGCUAUGAAGCACAUUGCAAAAUAAAAGGUUGCAUCAGGGCAUAUCAAGGUUGUAGUGAGCUCUGGAGGUUAAAAGUGAAGAUGCUUACCCCCCUACUCACCCCACACCACACCACUGCCUUCAGAGAGCCACGAGUGGUGGUGGGGGAGCAAAAGCAAGCUGCCACCCAGUUGGUGGGUCCCCCCCCCGGGGCUCAUAGACAUCCCCCACCCCCGGUUCAAUUGUGGCUACACCCCUGACUUGCCUUAUAUACGACAAGCAACACUAGUAACAAUAUUGGAUAAGAUGGCUCUUCUCUACAACCAGCUGGAGAUAGCAAAAAACUCCACCCCUUUCUGUUUUAACUGGGGGUGGGUGGGUUGUGGCCCUGCUUUCCUCCUUAGCACCCUGCACCAGGAGGUAUUUAAUUUACCACAAUGGGGUGUAGUAAAUGAAUAGAGGAAGUUGAAUCACAAGUUGGACUGGGAGUCACUGAUUGAGUCACCAGCUUCCUGGGAUGGGUGCUGAGUACUUGGCAUCAUUUGGACAAAUUGGCACUGUUGGCAGAGGUGUUGAAAGAGAGGAGAGGAGUGCCCCCCACUCCCCGCGGCUUACAAUUAGCAGCAACAACAGCAUAAUAAAAGCCAAUUGUUUUCCAAGUCUAACUGGGCUUUUCUCAGAAAGAUCCCACUGCAGGCAACACAAAAACAAAAAAGAGAGAAGAAAAAUGAAGGCGUCACCUGUUGGGUGCUGGGUUAGUUGUACACAUUGCUUGUAAUUGGAUCGGGUAUGUGCUUACUCAGCCGUAAGUCCCACUGAGUUCAAUAGGGCUUAGAGUACUCUCCUAGGUAACACAACUAAAAGUAAUUCAGCCAAAGAUGAGGCAACGAAGAGCCUCUGAGCACACCUAACCCAGCUGCUUUCUUGUCCAAAUUUACCAGUCAUGAAAUCUGAGUUGUAUGGCCUGGCCUGAUCCUUACCUCUGUACUCAUAGCUUUUGGGUAAUGGUGGCAGAAUGGCAGUCUCUGGAGGACAGUGUGCCAAGGACUUCUGAAACCUGGAGCCAGAUUGGGGUCUUGCACUUUGGGUACUCCUUCUCCAUCAGCUUCACUGUGGAAAUCUAGCCUUGAACUGCAGAACAACUGGACUGUUUCAGAGGGGCAGUUGUGUGCGUCUGGGCCCCUGGGGUACAUAUACAAGGUCUUGUGGCCCCUUAAAGGCCAACAUGUUGAUUGCAAUGAAGCCAUAGACCAUCUGAAUUAAUCUUCCUUUCUACUAACACCUGAAAUCAGGCCUGGAUCAGUGAUAUGUUCCCUUGGUGUGGUUUAAGAACAAGAAGGGAAGAAUGUCAACAGGGAAGGAGAAAAACUCAUAAAAGGCUAGGGAAAAUUCUUACUAUUCCCAAACAGUGGCUGACAUGAAGCACAGUGUUAUAGUGAUGCUGUGUACUGUGUUGGGGCAAAGCUACUUCAGUCUUAUCUCUUAAGGGCUGACCCACCAUUCAAACCAGUUAUUACUGAAUUUGAAAGAAACUUGAAAUACCUUUAACAGAACACCAGGUAGCCAAAAUACUUAUUUUCUCCUGUAGUACUCACAGACUUAAGCCCUGUUCACAUGUUCUGUUCAAUGCACAUACAGUCUGUGUGCAAUAUACACAUAUUCAGCUCCAUACACAUUUAUUAACACAUUCUGUUCAAUGCACGUAAAGCUAUACACUUCCUAUCUGUAUUCUGCAUUUGAAGGAGCCUGUAGCUAGGUUUGUUUUUUAAACACAGUGCAGCCAUUCCCACAAAAGUAUGGGUUACAAUAAUAAAUAAAGCCCUAUUCAGACAUUACAUUGCACAUGGAUACAGGUAUAUCCACAUGUAUACCUGGAUAUCUGUAUCCAUGUGCAAUGUAAUGUCUGAAUAGGGCUUUAUUAUUGUAACCCAACUUCAUAUGAUAGACAACAUUUUCACAAGUGAAUCUUGUGAAUUACCUUUGCUAUGUUAAAUUACCUCCCUAGUGCCAUUUGUAUUGAUAUCUGCUCAUUCUUGAUGGGCAUGAAGCAGGCAUAUGUAAUACAAUUAAAUAUUUUAGCCAAUGUAGGUUUCUCCUUUUGCAUUAGAAACUAAUUGGAAGUAAGAGUGAUUUACAAAACCAAAACCACACAUAUAGAGAACUCCCAUGUUGAAAUACCCAUGCUACAAAUUUAUUAUUAGUUUUAACCACUUUAAUGGGCACACUUUCCCAAAAGAAUCCCAGAAAUUGCAGUCUGAAGUGCUGAAAAUCCUAUUACAGAUCACUGGCUUCCUCCCCACCCUGGACUACAACUCCCAGGGUUUCUUGGAAAGAAGGUACCUCCAUUAAACCAGUUGAUGUCUGCAGUAAAGACCUGCUCCUUACUAUCCAAAUGUCUUAGCUAUCUCCCAGCCAAUUCAGCAAGGCAAGGUCAUACAGUGCAUUGUGUUCAUAAAUGUGUUUGGGCUUCCUCUUUCCUCAAACAUUUCAGCUGCUAAUCUUGUCCAAAGAGCAAUGUCCCCCAGUUCCUUGCACUUCUUUGGUUCCAGUUAGCCAUCUGCCUCCUGUACACAUUCCUGUUCCUGCAGCCAAAAGUGGUGAAAUACCUUCACAAACUGUUUUUACAAUAAUUCUGUACAGGCAAUUGUAUGGUUUCCCAGUAGCAAAACAAGAUAAUAGAUGUACAGUGCAUGUAUACUCAUACCUGUCUAUGCCUUUGCAAUAUAAUAUAGAAAGAAAGAAAAUGAUUUUUGCAUUACAGUUUAUUCAGUAUGUUGUUGUUGUUGUUGUUGUUGUUGUAUUUAGGAUAUACUUCUUUAAAAAUAAAAGUUCUCAAGUCAUUUACAUAGCAAAAGGAAUGAGAGGAUGGUUCCCUGUUCCAAAGGGGCUCACAAUCUAAAAAUAAAAAAAGGAAGAUAUCAGCAAAACGCCACUGGGGAAAACACUAGCCCUGUUCAGAUAUUAAGCUGCAUGAGUGUCCUAUACUUGCACUCAGUUUAUGGGUGCAGGACCCCAAAUGCAUGGUACAAAUAGGAAACGCACUACUGUACCUGAGAUCAACAUAACAUGCGAAUAACUGUAACUGUGUACAGAUCUGUACCUAUGUACACUAUAUACUUGUACACGUGCUGAACAUAAUGUGUGAAUAGGGUUACUGUGCUGGGAUGAGUAGGGACAGUUGUUCUCCCCUGCUCAAUACAGCUCCCAAGUUAAAAAUUGUUCCUUUGUCCAGUUAGCAAGUGUUAAUUAUACAGUCAGAUUCAAAACUGCAUUAGUAAUUUCUUUGGCUUUUUUCCUUGGUAUCAAGCAGAGUCACCCUUGUUGACAGAGAAAUAAGAACAGCCAGGCCCAAGGCCCAUCCAGUCCAGCAUCCUGUUUCGCACAGUGGCCCACCAGAUGCCCCUGGGAAGCCCCCAGGCAAGAGGUGAGGGCAUGCCCUCUCUCCUGCUGGUGCUCCCUGCAACAGCAAGAGAGAGGGCAUGCCUCUGAGGCUGCGGUGCCUUUGAGGCUGGGAUGGUCAAAGGCAGGAGACAAUUGAUCUGUAUUGAUAAGAGGUUUGUGUGGAAUGUGAGAAAACUACAGGCUGUAGUGCAAGCAUAUUUUUCAGAUCUCAUUGCCUGCCUACUUCUCUGCUCAUCUGCCCCACCCUAUAUAUUCCCCAAAACAUAUCUCCAUGUUCAAGUUUUGUCAUGCAGUUCUGGAGCCAACAUUUCACUCUCUGAUUUUCAUUUAAAAGGGUGGAGUACUUAAGAACUUGCACAGUCUUGUUUUGCAGAGAAUAAUAUACCAGGAAGUUUUUCACUCCUGGCUUUUACUUCGCAUCUCCUUUGGAAUGGAGGGGGUGCGUUCACAUAUCAACCAAAUUUACCCUGAAGUCCCUGCGAGUUAUCGGGGAGAAUUUCACACCCAAUUCUUGGUUUUUGUUGCAUGUUAGAUUGCAUGUUUAUUGCAUUUUAUAUCCAGGGUAAAAAUUGCAUGUUUAUUGCGUGUUUAUUACGAUUUAUAUCCGAGGGAAAAAAUCCACUAUUUGUAUCGGUUUUGGGGUGCAACUUCAAACUUGCAGUAAAGCAUCUUGGUAAAAUGUCUGGGAAAGCUCCAGGAAGGAAUAGUAAAGUGAACUAGAGAGAAAUUAUUGACAAAUAUUACAGUGGGAAUACAGGUGUGUGGAAAGGCAUAUAUCCAUUCUUAAGACAUGAGUCAGUAGUGGAUUUAAGCCUCUGUUUCAUUUUCAGUAUGUCCUUGGCAUCUUGAAGCCAAAAACUACAGAGAGUCUGCAGACAAGUUGUGCUUGGUUUGUUCCCCACUUUUAUAGCUGCUUCCCUCAAAAACACAAAGUAAUCUUACAGUCUUAUCUGAGCGGUUAUUCAGAAACAACUCCCAUUUUCUCCUCGUUUCCCUCCCUUUUCCUUUCUGAUUCCACAAAGUUUUUCACACCCAGCUUUUAGUUUGCAUCUCCUCCAGAAUGGAGGGUGUGUGUUCACAUAUCAGCCAAAUUUACCCCCAAAGUCCCUUCAAGCUAUUGGGGCAGGAGCGUAUCUAGGGUAGGGCAGGCAGGGCACGUGCCCCGGGCGCCGCUUGAAGGGGGGGUGCAAUUUUUUUAAAUGAAAAAGAUCAAAAUGGCCACCAAAAACAAAAUGGCUACCACGCAUGCUCAAAUGGCCUCUGAAAGGCCCUAGUAUCUGGGGAAAGUCAAAUUCUCAAUUUAUUUUUAAAACUUAUCUAAUAGUGAUGCUACAGUGCAUAGUAAAGAAUUAGACAGGCAUUUCUGUUCAGUUUUCCAAGUACACUUCCACAUAGUAUUUGGUUAUUUCAUGAGCCCCAGCAUACUGAAAUUUGUAGUUUUCAAGCAUUUUUGGGUCUGGCUACAUCCACUGCUAAAUAGUUUUUGAAAUAUUAAAAGAUUAAUGAGCUUGACUAGUAUUUUUGAGCUGAUAUUAUGGCAAAGUUAUCUGAAAGACGGGUGUCAAGAUGUUUGGACAGGGGCGCAAUUUCAGUGCUUGCCCUAGGCGCUAUUUGCCCUAGAUACACCUCUGUAUUGGGGACCACUUCACACACAAUUCGGGUUUUUCAGUGUGCAUUAGAGUGUAGAGUGUAUAUCCGGGGUAAAAAAAAAUCUACUUUUUUCAUCAAUGUUUUGGGGCAACUUUGAACUUGCAGCAAGUAAACCCGCAGUAAAGCCUGCUGUCUGGGAAAGCUGCACCAACCCCCACCCACCCGCUCUACAGGAUCCCCAAUGGGACAAACUUAUAAAUAACAAAACAUAAAAGAGACUCGAUAGAAUACAACACCCACCAAUCUAAGUUCUAAGCACUGAGUUUUUCUAAUGAUUCGGUAACAAGCAAGAAAGAAAGAAAGAAAGAAAGAAGCUGUUAUUAGUUGUCUGCUGUGUGCUGAUCACACAUAAUACAGUCAUAUGUGUUUCACUCUUAUCUUAAAAUUAUGCAUAAAAGUUAACAAGUUACAGCUCCUUGCACAUGAUGCAUAACUUCUACUCCCCCGUGAGAGGGAGACAAGCUAACUAGAAGAAUGCAGACUAACUGGCUUCUCCUUUGACAAAAGAACAUGAGAAAUCAAACCGGUUUGCUUCCUUUGGGAUUAAAACAUGCUUGAUCAAAUGCUUACCAGCUCCAUUGAUACCAGAGUCUACAUUUCAUAAGCUGGCUGGGACUGGACCCAUGUUCUGCAGCCUUGUAGCAGUACUAUUGAUGAUAUGAAUGUGGAAGCAAUUUUAUAAAGUUUCAGGUUUCCUUGUUUAGAUAGCUGAGUAAAUAAAAUACUGAGGCUUAGAUCCAAAGAUCCCUUUGCUCUUUGCAGGGGAAACUCCUUCUGUCAGAGAAAGAGAGCCUUGGGAUCCAAUCCUGAAAAUAUAAAAUACUCACAUAUACCAUAUAUACCUGAACAGAAGAAGACAACCCUGCAUUUAAGACAACUCUCAAAAAUUCAGGUUGAAUACAGGAAGAGGACUGAAUUUAAGACAACCCUGAUUUCUCACAUCAAAGAACUUGGGGAAAACCUAGUCUUGGGUUCAGAUAAAUAGCUCAUCAGCAGCAUUACCUUUCCAGAGCAGAAGUAAUUCCUUCCUUUCCUCCCUCCCUCCUUCCUUCCGGUGGGACACCAUGCUCCUACAGACAGUCUGCUGACAAGAAAUCAUCGCCAGAAACUGACAUCAAGAGCAACCUAAAUGCAAAAAAAAAAAAAGAACCUACACUGAUUGAUGAUUAAGUGCCAUCAAGUCGGUGUCGUCUCUUAGGGACCACAUAGAUUCUCUCCAGGAUGAUCUGUCUUCAACAUGGCCUUUAAGGUCUCUCAGUGGUGCAUUCAUUGCUGUCGUAAUCAAGUCUGUCCACCUUGCAACUGGUCUUCCUCUUCUUCUCUUUCCUUCAACUUUCCCCAGCAUUAUGGACUUCUCAAGGGAGCUGGGUCUUCGCAUAAUGUGUCCGAAGCAUGAUAAUUUGAGCCUGGUCAUUUGUGCCUCAAGUGAAAAUUCUGGAUUGAUUUGUUCUAUGAUCCAUUUGUUUGUUUUCCUAGCUGUCCAUGGUAUCCUCAAAAGUCUUCUCUAGCACCAGAGUUCAAAAGCGUCAAUGCUUGUUCUGUCUUGCUUCUUCAAAGUCCAGCUUUCACAUCCACAGAGAUCCAUUUUUGCUCUUUAAAGUGUUAUUAAGUAUUUAUAUACCACUUUUCUACAAAAAAGAAGUUCUCAAAGUAGAUCGGAUAGCAGGAACCAUUCAUAGUUGAAAAGCAGAAUAAUGGUAGAACAAAUAAAUGAUAUGUCUUUAUCUACUGCUAUUUAAUUAAUUGCAUUUAAUUUUUUUUUACUGGUAGUUUUAAUGUAUAUUAUACCCUGUAUUGUAUUUUUAACUGUAAUCCACUUCAAGAGCUUAGGCAUUUGAGCUGAAGCAUUAAAAAAUAAAAUAUAAUAAAAUUCACAUUUGUAUUCCA